Molecule: messenger RNA, 1333 nt
Organism: Aphanomyces invadans
Lineage: Eukaryota; Oomycota; Saprolegniomycetes; Saprolegniales; Verrucalvaceae
Exons: 10
Coding region: 31-1254 (407 amino acids)
Molecular function (GO): acyltransferase activity
Source: RefSeq, a predicted model, not a curated record
GUGAAGUGCACCCAAGAAUCGGUGAACAGCAUGAGCCAUCUCACCAUCCUCCGCGCCGCAGUGCGCAAGGCCCACCUGUCCAAGCACCACUUUAGCCGACAUGGAAUGCCCCGCAUGUUCUCGUCUGUGGACCAUCUCGUCGUGAAGGUGCCGUCGAUGGGCGAUUCGAUCUCGGAAGGCACGGUCGUGUCCAUCGCCAAGAACAUUGGUGACUACGUCCACGUCGACGAACCGGUCGUAGUCUUGGAAACAGACAAGGUGAGCGUGGAUGUGAAUGCGCCUCAAGGUGGUGUGAUCAAGAGCUUCUUGGCUGCUCUUGAAGACACUGUCGUUGUCGGCGCCCCGCUGUACACUCUCGACACGAAUGCUCCUGCACCAGUGGUAACCAAACCCGCCGCCACUCCCGCCGCACCUGCCGCGUCGACACCGAUGGAGGCACCAAAAGUGGAGCAACCCAAGGCGGUCGCUGCACCGCCCGCACCUGCUGCCCCGACACCAAUGGCCGCUGCUUCGUCGACUUCGGAUGCCGCCGCGACGGGCAAAUACAACCGCACUGAAACCCGCGUCAAGCUCAGUCCAUUGCAGCUCCGCGCCAACCAGCGGUUGAAGGACACCCAGAACACGGCUGCGCUUCUGUCCACCUUCCAAGAAUGCGACGUGAGCGCGUUGUUGGCAAUGCAAAAGGACCUCGGCCCUGCCUUUGAGAAAACGCACAAAGUGAAGCUCGGGUUCCUCUCGGCCUUUGUCAAGGCGAGUGCAUUGGCCCUCCAGGCCGUGCCUGCCGUCAAUGCGGCCAUCGACAUGGACAACAAAGACAUUGUGUACCACGACUACGCUGACAUCAACGUUGUGGUUGCCACCGAGAAAGGGUUGAUCUCUCCCGUCGUACGCAAUUGCGAGUCCAUUUCGCUCGUCGACAUCGAGCGGUCGCUAGCUACAUUGGGCGCGCAGGCUCAAGAUGGCUCCCUUGCCCUGGAAGACCUUGCGGGGGGCACCUUUGCCAUCACAAACGGUCACGUCCAGGGAUCGCUGUUGAGCACCAACAUGCUCCUGUCGCCGCAUGCGGCUAUCUUGAGCCUCCAUGGCAUCCAGAACCGCCCCGUGUACCACGACGGGAAAGUCGUCUCGCGCCCGAUGAUGUACCUGUCCUUGUCGUACGAUCACCGCUUGAUCGACGGCCGGGAGGGCGUGACAUUCCUCAAGACUGUCGCCGACUUGGUCAGCGACCCGCGCCGCAUGCUCAUGCAUGUGUAGGAAGCCGACGACUCGAGGGACAACGCAGCCGUCCCCCCGUCGAGUCCUCAUGACAAAAAUCCCAUCAUUCUUGACCCGA